Molecule: messenger RNA, 3270 nt
Organism: Penicillium chermesinum
Lineage: Eukaryota; Fungi; Ascomycota; Eurotiomycetes; Eurotiales; Aspergillaceae
Product: bifunctional cytochrome P450/NADPH--P450 reductase
Exons: 4
Cellular component (GO): cytosol
Molecular function (GO): NADPH-hemoprotein reductase activity; flavin adenine dinucleotide binding; aromatase activity
Source: RefSeq, a predicted model, not a curated record
UGCGAUCUGCCUGUCUGGAACCAUCAACCAUGGCUUCUAAAGAAAUCCCCAUCCCGGGCCCCGCGGGGGGUGCCCCUCGUGGGCAAUGUCUUCGAUAUCGACGGGGAGCUCCCGUUGCGUUCUUUUAACAUGCUAGCAGACCAAUACGGAGAGAUCUUUCGCCUCACAACAUUUGGUAAAUCGAGGGUCUUUAUCAGCUCUCAGGAGCUGGUCAACGAAGCCUGCGACGAGUCGAGGUUUACCAAGGGAGUUCUUGCAGCUCUGCAGGAGAUCCGAGACGGCACCCACGACGGCUUGUUCACCGCUCAUUACCCGGAAGAAGAGAACUGGGCUGUCGCACAUCGUAUCUUAGUUCCGGCUUUCGGGCCUCUGAUGAUUCGAGAAAUGUUCGAUGACAUGUAUGAUAUCGCCAGCCAGCUGGCGAUGAAAUGGGCUCGCCAGGGCCCUGAUACUCCUAUCCAGGUCACGGACGACUUUACCCGGCUGACCCUCGAUACUAUUGCCUUGUGUUCCAUGGGGACGCGCUUCAACUCAUACUACCACGAUGAGAUGCACCCCUUCAUCGCGGCGAUGACGGGUUUCCUUGUUGGAUCAGGUCACAGAGCCCGAGUCCCAACUCUGCUCAAAAACCUGCCCACGAGUGAGAACACCAAGUUCUAUGCCAACAUUGACUACAUGCGGAAGCUGUCCCAAGAACUGAUCGAUGACCGCAAAAACCAUCCCCAGCCUGAGAAGAAGGAUCUGAUGAAUGCACUGCUGCUGGGUCGGGACCCUCAGACAGGAAAAGGGCUGUCUGACGAAUCCGUUAUCGAUAAUAUGAUCACCUUUCUUAUUGCGGGCCAUGAGACGACCUCCGGCAUGCUCUCGUUUCUUUUCUAUUAUCUCCUGAAGACGCCAUACGCCUACAAGAAAGCCCAAGAAGAGGUCGACACCGUCAUUGGACGACGCAAGAUCUCGGUGGACGAUAUGAGCAAGCUACCAUAUCUCACCGCGGUAAUGAGGGAGACGCUUCGAAUACAACCAUCAGUGACGAUUGUCGGAUUGCGGCCUCAUCCAACCAAGAACAAAGAAGACCCUGUGACCCUUGGCGGCAAAUACGUCCUCCACAGGGAUGAGACAAUCGCGAUUCUGAUCAACAAGCUCCACCAGGACCCCAAGGUCUACGGCGCUGAUGCGGACGAGUUCAAGCCAGAGCGCAUGCUGGACGAGCACUUCAACAAGCUGCCCAAGAAUAGCUGGAAGCCCUUUGGAAACGGAAUGCGCGGCUGUAUUGGACGGCCUUUUGCCUGGCAGGAGGCUUUGUUGACGACGGCGCUCUUAUUGCAAAACUUCAACUUCUCGUUGGCUAACCCCAGCUAUGACCUGCGCAUCAAGCAAACCCUCACCAUCAAGCCUAAAGAUUUCCAGAUGAAGGCGACUCUCCGCAACGGCCUCGACCCGACCAACCUGAAUCUCCAUCUGAGUAACACCAACGGGGCGGCCCAGGAGUCUAACAUCACCAGCCGAGACAAAAAGCCUAUGACUGUGGUGCCAGCUGGCAAACUUAAGCCCAUGUAUAUUUUCUACGGAAGUAACACGGGUACUUGUGAGGCAUUUGCGCAUAGAUUGGCGCAGGAUGCCCCGCAGAACGGUUUCGAGGCAAAGGUCACCUCCUUGGACUCGGCGUUGCAGAAUAUUCCCACAAAGGAUCCUGUGGUGUUUAUCACAGCCUCCUACGAAGGACAGCCGCCUGACAAUGCUGCCCACUUUUUCGAGUGGCUGAGUGAGCUCAAGGGCGACAGCCUAAAAGGUGUGGACUACGCUACAUUUGGCUGUGGUCACCAUGACUGGGCUUCCACGUUCCACCGUAUCCCUAAGCUCAUUGAUGAGCUGGUUGAAAGCAAUGGAGGACAUAGGCUCUGUAGUCUUGGCACCGCUAACGCUGCGGAGGGCGAUAUGUUCACGGCCUUCGAUAGCUGGGGUGAUUCUACGUUCUGGCCAGCUGUGACAGCCAAAUUCGGAGGCGAAAAGCAAGCCAAGCCAGGUCCAUCGCUGGAGGUUGAAGUCACGUCGGGCCGUGCAUCGAGUUUAGGUCUCAACCUGGAAGAAGCCUACGUGGUGGAUAACCAGCUUCUGACGGAGCCUAGUGUGCCCAUCAAGCGUUGUCUGCGGCUCAAGCUUCCAAGCGAUAUGACCUACCAAUGCGGAGACUACUUGGCCGUCCUACCUGUUAACCCUAGCGCUGUCACCCGCCGCGCAAUCAGCAGAUUUGAGCUCCCUUGGGACGCUGUACUUCGUAUAAAAAAGACAUCUACCAGCGGCGGUCUAUCGCCAACCAUCCCCCUCGACACUCCCAUCUCCGCUUUCGAGCUCCUUUCGACCUACGUCGAGCUCUCCCAGCCUGUUUCCAAGCGUGAUCUCCAUGCCCUGGCAGACGCGGCCAUUGAGAACGCCGACGUGCAAGCUGAGCUCCGCUACAUCGCCUCCAGCCCCAGCAAAUUCGCCUCCGAAAUCGUCCAGAAGCGGUCCGGCAAUACAGCAUCUCGUCGUCCCCCCUCGCCGACCCAACCGAAUGUAGCAUCACCUUCUCCGUGCUCAACGCUCCUCUCUCUCUCCGCCAAUGAAGAAACAGAGCGGUACCUCGGCGUCGCCUCGACAUUCCUUUCGCAACUGCAACCCGGGGAGCGCGUGCAGGUAACCGUGCGCCCCUCGCACUCCGGCUUCAAGCCACCGAUCGGUCUGCAGACACCCAUGAUCAUGGCCUGCGCAGGCAGUGGUCUCGCACCGUUCCGCGGCUUCGUUAUGGACCGCGCAGAAAAGAUCCGCGGCCGCCGCAGCUCUCUAUCCGGCGAUUCUCCGCAGGCAGAGCAGCCAGCCAAGGCAAUCCUCUACGCGGGUUGUAGGACGCAAGGCAAAGACGACAUCCACGCUGCCGAAUUCGCGGAGUGGGCGAAGAUCGGCGCCGUAGAUAUCCGGUGGGCAUACAGUCGCCCUGAAACCGGGCCUGGGCAACACGUGCAGGAUCGCAUGCAGGCUGAUAGUCUGGAAUUGAUCGAGUUGUUUGAACAGGGCGCUAACUUCUAUGUCUGUGGGAGUACGGGUGUGGGCGCUGCGGUGCGGGAGGCUAUCAAAGGGAUGUUUCUUGAGAAGCGGGCGGCGCGGACGAAGGAGAAGAUAGCUGCCGGGGAGGAACCUGAGAUUGAUCCGGGCCUUAGUGAUGAGGAGGCGGCUGACGUGUUCUUUGACAAGAUGAGGGCUAAGGAGCGGUAUGCUACUGACGUUUUUACUUAG